CCAGACAGGACAUAGGCGCAGGCGGAGCCACAGGUUCCUCCUCACCCUCUCGCUCGCCACUCUCCCACCCACGAUUAACCCCGACGCGAGGACAGGAAGAGUGUGUUACGGGAAGCCAUGGACGCCACGCUGCUGCUCCUUUGCGCCGACUGCUCGGUCGUCGCCCGCGGCGGCCGCCGGGGGCCUUCCCUGCCCGCGGGGCCACGGGUGGCGGCGGCUCCCGCUGCACGGCCAUCCAGGGCCUCAGUCCGAGCGUCCGCCGCCGCGGCGCCCCCCGCAGCGUGCGGCCUGCCGCAUCACACCUCCGUCGCCGGGCAAAAUAGCGGAAUUUACACUGUUGGUGAUUUUAUGACUAAAAGGGAAGAACUCCAUGUUGUGAAGCCGUCAACUUCAGUCGAUGAAGCCCUUGAGAUGCUGGUGGAGCAUAGGAUAACUGGCUUUCCUGUUAUUGAUGAUGAAUGGAAUUUGGUUGGUGUUGUCUCAGAUUAUGAUCUCUUAGCACUGGAUUCAAUAUCAGGAAAUGGACUUGCUGAAGCAGACAUAUUUCCUGAGGUGGAUAGUACUUGGAAGACAUUCCGUGAGAUACAGAAGCUCUUGAGCAAAACUAAUGGAAAAAUCAUUGGUGAUGUUAUGACUUCUGCACCUCUUGUGGUGCGUGAAACUACUAACCUUGAAGAUGCCGCAAGGUUACUCCUUGAAACUAAGUACCGCAGGUUGCCAGUAGUUAACAGUUCAGGCAAAUUGGUUGGGAUCAUAACAAGAGGGAAUGUCGUCAGAGCUGCCCUUGAAAUUAAGAAAAAGUUAGAAGGAAAUCUUUGAAUGGAUACUGUGGAUUGACCCUUUGGAGACAUUUAGGGGCUUCUUUCUAUAUCGGGGAGAUGAACAUAAGGACAGCAGGAAAUUGGAUUCAAACCAUUGUUUCAGCGAUCAGUAAACUUCGCCGCAAUGUUUAUACCCGGCGAGAGUUCAGCAGCUGCAUUAUCCAGGAGAAGGUAGAUCAGUAUAUGUGUUAGUGUCAUCAAUUGAAGUGUAACGUUAUGUAUGCUGUUUUGACUAAAUUCAGUUACCUGCACAUGGUCAAAAGAUUCGGUUACAAGUUGUUUGCUUGAGCAUUUCGGUGGAAAGUACAGUACUACAGUGUAACGUGACGGAAAAGGAACCUCUAAUAUUCUACAAAAUACCCCUACAUUGUAAAA
Messenger RNA from Oryza brachyantha (malo sina), 1196 nucleotides. RefSeq names its product CBS domain-containing protein CBSX1, chloroplastic-like. The transcript is spliced from 8 exons. The coding region runs from base 118 to 819 and encodes 233 amino acids. Lineage: Eukaryota; Viridiplantae; Streptophyta; Magnoliopsida; Poales; Poaceae. The record is from RefSeq and is a predicted model, not a curated record.